AACUGGGUGAGAUGUUUCGCCGGCAUUAUGGGGGGUCCCUAGGGCACGUACCCCGGGACCCUUCCCCACAGCAGCCGAGGCGCUGUUGCUCAGCCUGGGCCGGGCCCCAGACAGGCUGGGGGAGACGUCAGGGGGGCGGUUUCCCCAGCGUCUUCAGCAGUUCUGGCUCUGAGCCAUCCUUUCACUCGUGGGGCUGUAAGCCAGGCCCCGGAGGAGAACGAAACCAUCGCAACUCCAAGGACUUGGCUAGUGGAGGCAGUGGCCCACAGCCCCCCGAGGCCUCACCCGUUCGGGUCGUGGAGCGCCACUCGGUGUUUGCCAACAAUGCUUCCACCGCUCUCCACUCCUUCCUGACCCAGAUGUGGCAGGUGUCAGAUCCCAGGGACUCCGGCCUUCCCUGCGACCCCAACGGCAUCUCUGGCCCCUGCCCUACCUCCAGCGGCUCCAACUCGAAGGAGUUCCCACCUAGGAGGGCAGGAGGCAUGAGGCGGUCAGGGGUUUGGGGUCCCGGGUGUCACCCUCCAGAUUUCAACGAUGGGCAAGCCGCUACCCAGCGGGAGAGCCAGAGAGGGACGGGGCCGGUCCAAGAGCCUCAGAUCCGGCCGGAAUGUGCUCUGGUCCACCUGUUCGGCUGCGACGACUGCCAGAGGCUGAACUGGGGUUGCGGGGAGGUCUGGCAAAGGGACUCUUCCCCGGGACCAGAGAGAAGCAAGGUGUUGGCGGGACCGUGCUGGUGGCCAGGAGCUGGGGACAAGAAGGGGAAGGAGGGACAGGAAGAAGAAGAAGAAGAGGAGGAGGAAGAAGAAGAAGAGGAAGAGGAGGAGGAAGAAGAAGAGGAAGAAGAAGAUUGGGAAGAACUGUGGGUGAGUGGGAAGCCCCUGGAACUAAAGACUGGGCCGAGAGGAAAACCUAAGGAACAAGAUGCCUGGAGCUGCACCCAUCAGGGGCACCGUAGGGACCCAGAGAGGGCAGUGGAAGAUCCCUGGGCACUGGCAAAGUGGGAAUGGAGUGGGGAGAUGAAGAAGAACUGGCCCGAGCUGUGGGAAGGCCCCGGAGACAACGUCCAAGCUUCGCUUUCCCCCCGGCACCAGGAGGUGGAUGGGGGUUGCAGAAACAGUGGCGCCCCUGUAUUGCCUGGGAGGGCCCGGGGUCAUGUCAGGCUCAUCGUGGAGGCAUUUGAGCGCAAGUCCCGGAGGGCUGAACGGGCAGCCCAGCGCCAGGAGCAGGAGUUGGGGCAGGUUUUGAUCCCGACCCCGGGUCUUGCUCCCGCUUCCCAGGCUAGCGGGGGGUCAAGGAGAAGAGGCAGCUCCCGGGCAGGGGGAAACUUCAGGCCUUCUGACGAUCUCCUUCAGGCCCCUUUCCCAACCAGGCGGGGCUCAGGUCAGGACACUAACGCAGGGGAGGGCAAGGGCCCGGCACGAGCGAGAAGACCCCCCUCUCAGCUCAGGGGUCCGGGGCAGUGGGAGAAAGAAGGGAGGGGUCUGGCUAGUCCUCAAGCUUCGAAGCACAAGCAAUAUUAAACAGCCUUUGCUGCAA
Molecule: messenger RNA, 1536 nt
Organism: Ornithorhynchus anatinus (platypus)
Lineage: Eukaryota; Metazoa; Chordata; Mammalia; Monotremata; Ornithorhynchidae
Exons: 2
Coding region: 12-1520 (502 amino acids)
Source: RefSeq, a predicted model, not a curated record